AGCUAAUUAACGCCACUAUUAAUUAUGGGCUGCCAACAAUAAAAUCACGAUCCCUGAUUCGCGAAGGUUUUUCACCCGCAAAAUAUUCUAGUACAUUUAUUAUCAUUAGUAUGUUGAAGCAAGUUCCCCUUUCAUGUCCUGGACAUACUCGACCUGUGGUUCAGCUCCAUUAUAGUGAAAGUACUUCAUCUGGCUACUAUUUAAUUAGUGCCUCCAAAGAUGGAAAGCCAAUGCUGAGAAAAGGGGAGACGGGAGAUUGGAUUGGUACAUUUCAAGGGCACAAAGGCGCUGUUUGGGGUGCCUGCUUAAACAAGGAUGCAUCUAGAGCUGCUACAGGGGCUGCUGACUUCUCAGCAAAAUUAUGGAAUGCACAAAGUGGAACAGAGCAGUUUUCAUUUACCCACAAACACAUUGUAAAAGCAGUCGACUUCUGUGAGAGUGGCACGAAAUUACUGACUGGGUGUAACGAUAAGACUCUUCGUAUCUUCGAUUUGAAUAACUGCUCUGGCAAGCCUGAAAUAGAGCUGAAUGGACACAAAUCUGCAAUCAAAUGUUCUGUUUGGAGCAGUGAAUAUCUCAUAAUUUCAUGUGCUGAAGAUGAGGAUUUAUGCUUAUGGGACACUAGGGUGGGGACCUGUGUGAAAACGUUGGUGCUUGAGUCUCCUGCAACUAGUUUGGAGCUGUCACACGAAAGAAAAUUACUGGUUGUUGCCAAUGGCCAACUGGUCAGCUUUGUUGACACAUCUGAGAUGACUUUGAUCAAGUCCUUCGCAAUGCCUACUGAAACAUACUCUGCAUCCGUAAGUCCUGACCUGUCAACAUUUGUCACUGGUGGAGAAGAUUUCAAAAUUUACAAGUGCUCUUACGAGGAUGGGAGUAUGCUAGAAUCGUAUAAAGGGCACUUUGGACCAGUACACUGUGUUCGAUACAGUCCUGAUGGUCAGGUUUAUUGCUCUGGGUCUGAGGAUGGAACCAUUAGACUGUGGCUUAACACAGUUGGAAAAUCAUACGGCCUUUGGAAAUGUUCUGAAAGUACUUCAGACACAUAAACUCUAAACCUUGUUCAUUGCAACGAUCAGAUUCUCACAUUAAAUAAAAAAUGUCUACUACUGUCUACCAUUUAAUUGCAAGCGAUGUAGUUUGUGUUUCAAUGUGAUGAUAAGUUGUAUGAAGCA
Halichondria panicea is the source of this 1175-nucleotide messenger RNA. RefSeq names its product serine-threonine kinase receptor-associated protein-like. The transcript has 7 exons. Bases 111 to 1049 code for a protein of 312 amino acids. Gene Ontology annotation, molecular function: RNA binding; protein binding. Gene Ontology annotation, cellular component: SMN complex. The record is from RefSeq and is a predicted model, not a curated record. Gene Ontology annotation, biological process: spliceosomal snRNP assembly. Lineage: Eukaryota; Metazoa; Porifera; Demospongiae; Suberitida; Halichondriidae.